UCUUAUCCUCGCGAGACUCAGAUUAUAAACGAAGAAAACAUUACGUGGACCAUAAUCCUACGGAAUUUUGGAAGCAACUCAAUGGCAUCCUCUACCGCUGUACCUGUAGGUUUUCAUUAUGAAACAAAAUAUGUUGUCCUCAGUUAUUUGGGUCUCUUGUCACAGGAAAAGCCUCAGGAACAGCCCUCUCUGUCCACUCAAGAACCAUCUACGGUCUCACAAGCUUUAGAAAAAGAAAUCCUGGACAAAGUUAAAGCCGAAAUUGAGGAAGAAUUGAAACAUCUUGAUGAAGAAAUUUUGGAAGCUUUCACUACAACUGGCUUUGACUGCCACACGUCUCCAGUAUUUAGUCCUGCAAACCCAGAGACUUCAAUUGAAGAUUGCUUAGCUCAUCUCGGAGAGAAGGUAUUCCAAGAAUUGAAAGAACCUCUUGAAAAGGCAUUAGAGAUCCUACUUAGCAAGCCAGUGAAUUAUCAGGAAUACAAAGAGAGGACGCAGGAAGCAGCAAGUCAUGCUAGUGGAUGGAGCAAGGUUUUAGUGCCCCUGGUGAUUCUUCAGCGGUUCUUGGUAGAGCUGUCCAAAAAGGGCCAAGAACCACUUGGUGCACUUCUGAGUUUUGGAGUGACCUACCUUGAAGAUCAUGUUGCAGAUUAUAUCAUCCAGCAAGGCGGAUGGGGAACUGUUUUUAGUUUGGAUUCUGAAGAGGAAGAGUUCCAUGGAGUCAUUGCUGAAGACAGCAAUGACAUCUACAUCCUAACUAGUGACAACUCAGGCCAGGUGAGCCCACCUGAGUCACCCACGGUAACAACAUCUUGGCAGUCGGAGAGCUUACCUGUUUCGUUGUCGGCCAGCCAGAGCUGGCAUACAGAGAGCUUGCCAGUUUCGUUGGGGCCCGAGUCGUGGCAGCAAGUAGCUAUGGAUCCUGAAGAAGUAAAAAGCUUGGACAGCAAUGAAGGUGGAGAAGAAAGGAGCGAAAACAACUCUUCGAAUUCAGAUAUUGUACAUGUUGAAAAGGAAGAGAUACAAGAGAGUGUCGAGGAGGCAGCAGUGUCAGAAGUGGGCCUGCAACCAAGUGCUAAAAAAUUGAGCUUGCCAGAAGUCCCAGCUGCGUUGCUGAAAACAGAGGCCGAAAGCUCGUUGAUUAAAAGACUCAGCCCUUCUGCACCUUUGCCCACUGAGGGUGACAAAGAGGGGAGAGUAGUGGAAUAUCCUGAACCUGAGCCUCUGAUGUUGAGUAAGUCUGCCAAACAACUAACUCCUUCGAGUGAAAAGGCUUCCCCCAAGCCUGAGAAAAUACAACUACCAGAAGAAGAAGCAAAACUACCGAGAGAGAGCUAUUCUGAAGAAAAGUCUCCUGAGGGAGAGGAGAAACCCAUUCUUUUGCCAGAGGGCAAAUCACUUCUGCUGUACGGUGGGGCGGCUGCCGUAGCCAUCCUGGCUGUCGCAGUAGGUGUAGUGCUGACACUGAGGAAAAAGUAGUCAAUUCUUCUCUUCAGAGAUACUGCCUGAAUCCCCACACUUGGUUGCGUUGACUAAGGUUUGCUAUGCCUCCUGUUAAUGAGAAAUCCAUGUAACGUGACAGGAAGGCGGGGCAUGAGUUUACUUCUAAUUCUAGGACAAUCAUGUUUUUAGUGGCCUGGAACUGGAUCUUCCUCUUUAACUGUAGGGGUAAUAUUGGAACUCCCUUGCACAUUUAAGUAUCUCGAUAUAUCUGAAAAUAUUGGUGGGGGGAGAGG
Protobothrops mucrosquamatus (brown spotted pit viper) is the source of this 1736-nucleotide messenger RNA. RefSeq names its product BCL2 like 13 (gene BCL2L13). The coding region runs from base 82 to 1479 and encodes 465 amino acids. Lineage: Eukaryota; Metazoa; Chordata; Lepidosauria; Squamata; Viperidae. The record is from RefSeq and is a predicted model, not a curated record. Gene Ontology annotation, cellular component: mitochondrion. Gene Ontology annotation, biological process: apoptotic process; regulation of apoptotic process. The transcript is spliced from 7 exons.